Fonticula alba is the source of this 2536-nucleotide messenger RNA. Its product is annotated as serine palmitoyltransferase. Lineage: Eukaryota; Rotosphaerida; Fonticulaceae. Gene Ontology annotation, biological process: sphingosine biosynthetic process; ceramide biosynthetic process. The transcript has 7 exons. Gene Ontology annotation, molecular function: pyridoxal phosphate binding; serine C-palmitoyltransferase activity. The coding region runs from base 212 to 2035 and encodes 607 amino acids. Gene Ontology annotation, cellular component: serine palmitoyltransferase complex. The record is from RefSeq and is a predicted model, not a curated record.
CCCUGAUCCGCGACAGUUGGGCAUAUUUGCCUGGGCGGACUGGCCCCGGUCUCCCAGCUCCCGGUCCACCUCCCUGCUCCUUGCUCGCGCACACACAUCCCCCACGCCCGCCCUCGCCGAUCGCCUCAUCCCCCCCCCCUCCUUCCGACACCCGGCCUCCUCCCUUGCUUGCCCGCGCACCUUUGCCCACCCCCCUUUCCGCGGACCAUCGAUGGCCGCUCAGGAAGUCGAGCGCCUCCCCACCCUGACGACCGGCCUCGGGGUGGGUAACGACAACACCAUGGCCGCCGAGAUGGCUCAGGGCGAGUCUGCCGCCUCGCCCUUUGCCGCUGGUGCCAAGCGCACCCUGCACGAGAUCCUGGCCGAGGCCGCCCAUGUCGACCCGAGCGCCUCGUCCACCUACCAGCUCACCUCCCUGGACCCCACUCCCUCAACCAAGGACCUGCUCAAGCGCAACCCGGCCUAUACCCCCUCCGAGCCGCUGGACCCCAACUCGGUCGGCAUUGUCCCGAAGGGCCUGCUGGAGUCUGUUGAUGCGGAUGAGUUCCUGCGCAAGGCUGCCCACCAGCCCAUCGUCACCUUUGAUGACCACACUCCCGAGUCCUGGGUGUACCCCAUCGUGGUGCUGAUCACCCACCUGUCGUACAUCACUCUGACCGUGUUUGGCCACAUUCGUGACUUCUUCGGCAAGUUCCUCCGCCCCCAGGGCUACAACCAUCUGAAGGAGGAGGGCUAUGCCCCUCUCUAUUCGGAUUUCGAGAGCUUCUACACUCGCCGCAUCUACAUUCGUACUCGCGACUGCUUCAACCGCCCGAUCACUGGUGUGGCCGGCGCUCGGCUUACCCUCCUCGAGCGCGUGACCAAGGACUACAACAAGACUUUCCAGCUUACUGGCCGCACUCGCGAGGUCAUCAACAUGGGCUCCUACAAUUACCUUGGCUUCGCUCAGAAUGAGGGCCGCUGUGCCGACGAGGUGGAGCUGUCUCUGCGUGCCCACGGUGUCUCCUACAACAGCCCUCGCGCCGAGGCCGGCACCCAUGCCCUGCAUGUGGAGCUCGAGAAGCUGACCGCCGAGUUUGUCGGCACCGAGGAUGCGAUUGUUUGCUCCAUGGGCUUCGCCACCAACUCCACCAUCAUUCCGGCCCUCAUGGGCAAGGGCUGCCUCAUCGUGAGUGACGAGCUUAACCACGCGUCCAUCAUCAACGGCUGCCGUAACUCCGGCUCCACCACCCGCGUCUUCAAGCACAACUGUGCCGCCGACCUUGAGCGCGUUCUCCGCCAGGCCAUUGCCUCUGGCCAGCCGCGCACCCACCGCCCGUGGCGCAAGAUCAUGAUCAUUGUUGAGGGCAUCUACUCGAUGGAGGGCUCUGUCUGCGAUCUGCCGCGCAUUGUCGAGCUGAAGAAGAAGUACAAGUGCUACCUCUAUGUUGAUGAGGCUCACUCGAUUGGCGCCCUCGGUCCCCGUGGCCGCGGUAUUUGCGACUACUGGGCCGUGCCUACCACCGAUGUGGACAUCCUCAUGGGCACCUUCACCAAGUCCUUCGGUGCGGCCGGUGGUUAUGUUGCCAGUAGCAAGGCCAUCAUCGACACCAUCCGUGCCCGGGCCCAUAGCUCCAUUUACUCCGAGACCAUGCCCCCUCCGGUCUGCCAGCAGGUCAUCUCCUCGCUGUCCAUCAUUAUGGGCCGCGACGGCACCAACGACGGCCUGGACCGCAUCAAGAAGCUCCGCGACAACAGCAUGUACCUCCGCCGGCGUCUGGUCGAUGCUGGCUUCGUGGUCUAUGGCGACGAGGACACCCCGGUCAUUCCGGUCCUCCUCUACAACCCGUCCAAUGUCCGUCACAUUGGCACAUCCUUCCUCAAGCGCGGCAUUGCUGUGGUGGUCGUCGGCUUCCCGGCCACCCCCCUGGUCACCUCCCGCAUGCGCAUUUGCAUUUCGUCUGCCCAUACUCGCGAGGACCUGGACAAGACCUUCGAUGCACUGAUCGAGGAGUCUACCGAGACCAUGAUUCGCCUCAACUACAAGGCUACCUAAGUGUGCGAGCACAUGCGCGCGUCUAUACACACGCGUAUGCAUCAGGAGGGGAUUUCUCCAGCGCCCCCAAGGAGCCGGGCAUGGGACUCUGUCUGUAGUACGCAAGGCUGCGAGCGGCGCAAAGAGCGCGGGGAGAGGGGACCAUGGAGAGAUGGUGUGCGUACAUGUCCUCACGCAUGUACAAAGUGUCAUGCGCACACGAUCCCUCCUUACUCUCGCUCCCCCAGUACCCAUGUCCCCCUCCCCCUCCCUCCGCGAUCCUCCACACAUUAGCAGGGCGACCAGUAGAUUAGGCGCCCAAUGAGAGCGAGAGCACGGGCAAAGGAUUCGUCGAAUGUCCUCCCUCCUCCGCUGCCUCCCUGCUGCGCUUCUCCCCCUCCCCCCUCCCUUUUUUACUAUGUACACACCAUGCGUGUGCUCCCUAUCACAGCUGGGACCUCGCGUGUGCGCGCGCCCCUCCCCCUCCCUCCCCCUACCCUUCAAAUAUACCUCAAACAACAA